AUGGCCUACCUGCUCCUCUACGUUGACGACAUCAUCCUCACCGCCUCCAGCGCCGGGCUUCUCCAACACAUCACCGACCAGCUCCACCGUGAGUUCUCCAUGACCGAUCUCGGGGACUUAUCCUACUUCCUCGGGAUCUCGGUUUCCCGCUCUACUUCGGGGAUGCUUCUCUCGCAGCGCCAGUACGCCAUCGACCUUCUUCAGCGCGCCGGUAUGAUGGACUGCAACCCGUGUGUGACGCCCAUCGACACACGUUGCAAGCUCUCUGCCGAUGAGGGACCACUCGUCUCCGAUGCUACUGAGUACCGGAGCUUUGCCGGGGCACUUCAGUACCUGACGCUUACCCGUCCCGACAUUGCUCAUGCCGUCCAGCAGGCGUGCCUCUACAUGCACGCCCCUCGGGAGCCCCAUCUCAACCUCGUCAAGCGGAUCCUCCGCUACGUUCGUGGCACCCUCGACCUCGGUCUUCAGCUCCACUCCACGCCGGCCACCUCGCUCACUGCCUACUCCGAUGCGGAUUGGGCCGGCUGCCCCGACACACGCCGCUCAACAUCUAGGUACUGUGUCUAUCUCGGCGACAACCUGGUGUCUUGGUCCUCCAAACGCCAGGCCACAGUGUCUCGCUCCAGUGCCGAGGCGGAGUGCCGAGCGGUGGCGCAUGCCGUGGCCGAGUGCUGUUGGCUUCGCCAGCUUCUUCUUGAGCUUCAUCGUCCCCUUCCGUCAGCGACCGUUGUCUUCUGUGAUAACGUCAGUGCUGUUUACAUGGCUUGUAACCCGGUCCAGCAUCGCCGCACGAAGCACAUCAAGAUCGACAUCCACUUCGUUCAUGAGAAGGUGUCUCUCGGUCAGAUUCGGGUUCUUCAUAUAUGCCGUCUUCACAGCAGUUUGCCGAUAUCAUGA
Messenger RNA from Aegilops tauschii subsp. strangulata, 900 nucleotides. NCBI's taxonomy places the organism in Eukaryota, Viridiplantae, Streptophyta, Magnoliopsida, Poales, Poaceae. The record is from RefSeq and is a predicted model, not a curated record.